Messenger RNA from Acanthisitta chloris (rifleman), 1094 nucleotides. Its product is annotated as putative adenosylhomocysteinase 2. The record is from RefSeq and is a predicted model, not a curated record. Gene Ontology annotation, cellular component: cytosol. Gene Ontology annotation, biological process: L-methionine cycle. NCBI's taxonomy places the organism in Eukaryota, Metazoa, Chordata, Aves, Passeriformes, Acanthisittidae. The annotation marks the transcript as partial. The transcript is spliced from 11 exons.
UCCAGUUUGCAGAUGACAUGCAGGAGUUCUCCAAGUUCCCCACCAAGACCGGCCGGCGCUCCCUGUCCCGCUCCAUUUCCCAAUCCUCCACCGACAGCUACAGCUCAGCUGCCUCAUACACAGACAGCUCUGAUGAUGAGGUGUCACCUCGAGAGAAGCAACAAACCAACUCCAAGGGCAGCAGCAACUUCUGCGUGAAGAACAUCAAGCAGGCAGAGUUUGGGCGCCGAGAGAUUGAGAUCGCCGAGCAAGAUAUGUCAGCUCUGAUCUCACUCAGGAAAAGAGCCCAAGGGGAGAAACCUUUGGCUGGAGCUAAGAUCGUUGGCUGCACCCACAUCACGGCCCAGACCGCGGUGCUGAUCGAGACGCUGUGUGCGCUGGGAGCUCAGUGCCGCUGGUCUGCCUGCAACAUCUACUCCACCCAGAACGAGGUGGCAGCUGCCUUGGCAGAAGCUGGUGUUGCUGUGUUUGCCUGGAAAGGGGAGUCAGAAGAUGACUUCUGGUGGUGCAUCGACCGCUGUGUUAACAUGGAUGGGUGGCAGGCCAACAUGAUCCUGGAUGAUGGUGGAGACCUGACCCAUUGGGUCUAUAAGAAGUACCCGAGUGUGUUCAAGAAGAUCCGAGGGAUCGUGGAGGAGAGCGUGACUGGUGUGCACAGGCUCUACCAGCUGUCCAAGGCUGGGAAGUUGUGUGUCCCAGCCAUGAAUGUCAAUGACUCUGUGACCAAGCAGAAGUUUGACAACCUCUACUGCUGUCGGGAGUCCAUCCUGGAUGGCCUGAAGAGGACCACGGAUGUGAUGUUUGGAGGGAAGCAGGUGGUGGUCUGUGGUUAUGGGGAGGUUGGCAAGGGAUGCUGUGCUGCCCUGAAAGCCUUGGGAGCCAUUGUCUACGUCACGGAGAUCGACCCCAUCUGUGCCCUCCAAGCCUGCAUGGAUGGAUUUCGGGUGGUGAAGCUGAGCGAGGUCAUCCGUCAGGUGGAUGUUGUCAUCACCUGCACAGGGAACAAGAACGUGGUGACCAGGGAACAUCUGGAUCGGAUGAAGAACAGCUGCAUCGUCUGCAACAUGGGCCACUCCAACACCGAGAUCGACGUG